AAGUCGCAGUGCUACUUUUGAUGUUGCCUUGUGGUUUAAUCGUUUAUGCAUUUUGGCGCUUAUCUAAACCAAUCUAUUUAGGGAAAACUACUAAUAUUCUAACCAAUUUAGUAACUCAUAUAAAGGAUAUUGUGUUUAACGUACCAGCACUGUCAAAAGUAUCAACGUAUUUUCACAAAAAUGGAUGACUGUGACUGUGAUUGUGGUGAUUGCGAUUGUGGUGAUUGCGACUGUGGUGAUUGCGAUUGUGAUUGUGGCGACUGUAGUUGUUGCGACUGUGACGACGGAUGCUGCGAUUGUGAUUUGGAUUGCUGGACUAUUUGCUGCAGACCAUUUGGCAUUCUCAUGGAAACGUUUUAUUGGUGGAACGUUGAUUCUCCCACGAACGAUUCGUGUUGUGGAAAUUGCUGCUCUAGAAGAAAAAAGAAGCAAACGCCAAUCGACGAGGAUAUUGAGGAGGUGAUAACCAGCCAACCAUUAACCAAAACUCCAGAAAGUGUAAAUGUAUAAAGUUUGAUCAGAUUCUAGGCUACAAGGAUCGAAGGACCUAAAUAAAUGGAGAUGGAUAGACUUGAAUAUAAUAUUUUUUCACAUAAAGUAAAGUCUAAAAUGCUUUAUAUAGAUAUAUAUUUUUUUAAACAAUUUACAUGUCUGUACAAGAUUAUAAAUUAGUUUUUGCGCUUAAUAAUCGCUUUUAAGUAUAUCGUAUCAUAUAUUGACAAUUUAUUUGUAAGUUGGCCCUUUAGUUUAAAAAAUAAUUUAUUGCUGACAAAUAUACCCAUAGAAUGUCUCUAUUUAAGGUUCUUAUUAUUUAAUUAAUUGAUUUUUAUAACUCUUAUAGUAACUCCAUAUAGAAUUUUAGUAUAACAUUAAUUAAAACAAAGGUCAACUUUAAAUCAUUAUUUUUUAAAAGGUGUCUUUGCCUUUUUAAAUUAUAUGGACGUGGUGCCUUUAUUUAUUAUAUUUAAUAUAAAAUUAA
Molecule: messenger RNA, 979 nt
Organism: Anthonomus grandis grandis
Lineage: Eukaryota; Metazoa; Arthropoda; Insecta; Coleoptera; Curculionidae
Exons: 3
Coding region: 181-510 (109 amino acids)
Source: RefSeq, a predicted model, not a curated record